CCCGCCUCGGCCAGCUGCAGAGUUUGAGGAAUAGACGCAACAGUUGUGUUUGAACAACGAUGGAAAAGGUGAUCGGUGUAUUUCGAACAAACGUAUCGCGGGCAUAAAACGAGCUCGUCUCGCGAAAUUGCCGUUCCAGUUUAGUAACAGCGGCUAUAACGAGAGCUCAACCGUUCGCAGUAACGGCUCGUCCAUGUCAACAGUGCGAUAAAGUCAAGUAAAAUUAUCCGAAGUGCGCGACUGAUGAGGAUAUUUCGCGAGUGUGUACCUACGUGAUAUGUAAAAUGGAGGGCUGAUUAAUCACCGGUAUCUAUUUUGUGAUCAUUCGGCUAAAGAUGAUCAGCCGUGUGUCGCUUGGGAUAAACGUCGGCAUACUCUUAACGCUCUUGAUACUUGGCGCGCUGUUUUCACUGCCGCUGAAGCUGCUGCUUGAUACGAAUCGCGAAACGGGUGGAUUUGACGAGCAGGAACGAGGGAGAUCCGCUGAUGAACUACCGCAAGCGGAUUACCGAAGGAUGAAGCUCUGCGGGAACCCCGACUACAAAUCCCUAGCGAAGUUGGUACACCUCAGCAACUACGAUGGAAACUGCACCAAACCAAAGCGUCCUGAUGGCGAGAAAUCGAGGGGACGAUUCGCCGCUGAAAGAUACGCCAAAAGAUUUGCGGAAGAUACGAGCGAUCAGCAAAACGUGAGCACUCAUCAGAAGAAUUCCAUCUCCAUAGCGGGUCAUAUCCUCGCUGUCUUGCUGGUCGGUUCGGCGGUUGCUGCGCUGGUCGAAGUUCUGCGAGUUCGUCUUUUUGCGGCAGUCAAGCGUUCCGACGGCGGCGUCGCGACUGUCGCGAGGAGAUCAUCCCUCGUCGAUUUGGCCCAAAGACGAGCCGUUCGCAAGGAGACGGUUCAGGCCCAGAAGUCCUUCGAAAUCCAGGGUAUGAUGCACCGAUCCCCGCUUCGUUUGCUCGCUGCCCGGCCACCCCCACUGCUUCGUCGGUCGUCAUUUCCAGCUCAGUGCCUGGGUAAGAAGGAUCAGGUCCCGAUUUCGACAACCGUGAACACGGGCCGGCUGUCUAGAAGACUGUCGUUCGUCAUCGACUCGGAAGAGGACGUAACCGUUUUGACGGACACUUCGCGACGUCGUUGUCGUCUGAUUAGGCGUCAUUGAAUUUUUCCGACGUGACGCAGGAAGUCUUCUGUGUGCGUGAGGCCAUUGCUGGAGACUAUACGCCUUAUCGAUUGAUUCCAGCAGACCUUGUUUAGAAGCCCGUAUGCACCUACACAUCGAGCAAACUACGAGAAUUUCAACGCCUGCUUUCUCAUCUUGCGCUGGUGACUAACCACGAUUCCCUACAUCAAAGACACGCAUCAUUUACGGACGAAAAACGUUGCUUACGCACAAUCAGCCAAGCGGUUGACUCGGAACGAUUUCAGGUGAAUUAUCAUGAACGACGAAACAGCUACGGAAUCGAUUUGUAAUUGUCGCUCGUUGGACACGAUUUUAUCAGUGCUUGUGGUUUAAGUGGUUUUUUGCCUUUCAGAGGAUUUACAUUAUUUUUAAAUUGUAACAAAUUGUUAUUUCUGGCAUAAUGUAAACCGGAUUAUGCUAUAAACUAUUAUUUUCAACUAGAUGAGAAUAGGGAAUUAGUGAUCUGUUUUUUAUACAUUGCUGACUCAUAGCAACGAAUUAUCCGUUAUCUCUGAAUUUGGACUAAGAUAUGAGCAUUGAGGAAUCUCGCCAAAUUUCGAUCCCCGUGUCAUAAUUUUCGCCAUAAUUAUUCUCGAUGUAUAAGUGUCUAAUAUUUGUGUGAUACUGCAUUGAUAGGCAAUUACCAAAGUCCACACAAGCCUAGCAAGAAUUAAAACAACAGAGGAUACUAAAAGAAAAAUAGCUGAAAGAAGUACACAUUCUGAUCGCAUUGCGGUUCAAUAAACGAGUGCCAAUAUCCAUUAAAACUAUGCAUACGAAUUUUGCGAGAUCAAUCUAGAAAUAUUCGUGAUAUAUAUGUAUGCAUAAGUUCUUUUGUGACGCAUUUGAAUCAACGACUGUACAAACACCGAAUAAUCUGAAAAUUCGUGGUGCUGUUAAAAUAUACCUUACACAAGUUAUACCCAUACUUGAACGCGAAUGUAGAUAUAAUCAAGGUAUUUUCUGAUGUAAAAUGUUUGUAGCAAUUAAUGCAUCGAACGGAAAGUUCGCUUGCCUUUAAAGCGAACUAUCCACAAAUAAUUUUAUUACUCACUCGACUGUAGGAGUUGACAGCUGAUACGGGAAUGGUAUACUCGUAUUAUAGCGAAGAUGGUCAGUCCCAAGAGAUUUUGAAUACGAACAGGCCUGUGUUCGAAAUCCGGAUGAAAAGAGGAUCUCGCAAAGAGUGAUACUGAUGAGGUCCAGAUACAGAUGGAGAGAGUGACCAAAUCUCGAAUCUGUAAUGAGUAAUGUAGUAUAUAUUAUAUCGAUGUGAAAAUGUAUUUUAUGAGUACUCUAAGUUUCCAACACUCGAUAUUUACUGUAUAAUAUAAAAAUAUCUGUAGACACAUUAUAUUUCUACAUAGAAGUAUACUCUAACUCGACGUAUGUACGAAGCUAUUUCACGGUUAUAACGAUGAUGAAUUUCACCAAUGCAGGUACUAGUAACGAUUCUUCUGCACAUGCAAAUGUCCAAAACGCUUUUUACGCAACCUGCGACACUAUGCUCUAACCAUUGUGCGUACGUAUAUUGUUGUAAUCACAACGAAAAGUCAAUGUGAUACAGUCCGAAUGCCCUGGUGACUACAGACAGCAAAUAUUACGAGGUUGAAGUUAGUAAUGUUAUCGUAACGAAACAUUAGGGAAGCAUCACAAUUUUCCUUAUUUUAGAGUUAUUUUGAAGGAACUAAGAUGUCGAAAUUUGAGAAUGUUUUGUUUUAUUACGGUUAGAUGAAUUGCAGGCAACUUCAAUAUCGCUAAAUAACCGUUUUUUCUCAUCAUGAACCCAUACGAUAACGUUACCAACUUCAAUAUGAUCAAAUGUUUCCAACUGUAAUUUUCUUAAAUGUAUACAUGCUCGUAAACGAAUAAUAUAUUAUAUGAAUGUAUUUUAUCAAGCACGGAAUUGAAGAAGACUCUAAUUAUCCAAUAA
Molecule: messenger RNA, 3114 nt
Organism: Neodiprion fabricii
Lineage: Eukaryota; Metazoa; Arthropoda; Insecta; Hymenoptera; Diprionidae
Exons: 5
Coding region: 336-1160 (274 amino acids)
Source: RefSeq, a predicted model, not a curated record